GGCUCUGAGCAGCACCGUGACGCCCACCGUGGGCCCUGCCCAGGAGCACUUGCUGCUAGAGCGACUCUGCCACUUCUGCCCGUGAGGAUGUGCGUCCCCGUCGGGGGGCUGCUGGCCGCCCUGGCCGUGGCGCUCGGGGUGGCAGCGGCGCUUGCUCCCGUACCCAGGAUCACCUGGGAGCACAGAGAGGUGUGGCUGGAGAAGUUCCACGAGCCGGGCAUCUUCAACUACUCAGUCCUGCUGCUGAGCGAGGACCGGCGCACCCUGUACGUGGGCGCCCGGGAGGCCGUGUUCGCCCUGGACGCACGUAACGUCUCCCAGAAGCUGCACGAGGCGUACUGGAAGGUCUCAGAAGAUAAAAAAGCAAAAUGUGCAGAAAAGGGGAAAUCAAGACAGACAGAAUGUCUCAACUACAUCCGCGUGCUGCAGCCGCUGGGCGCCGGGACCCUGUACGUGUGCGGGACCAACGCCUUCCAGCCGGCCUGUGACCACCUGAACUUAACAUCCUUUCGGUUCCUGGGCAGGACCGAGGACGGCAAGGGCAGGUGCCCCUUUGACCCCGCCCAGAGCUACACGUCCGUCAUGGCUGAUGGGGAGCUGUACUCCGGGACGUCCUAUAACUUCCUGGGAAGCGAGCCCAUCAUCUCCCGAAACUCGCCGCGCAGCCCUCUGAGGACAGAGUACGCGAUACCGUGGCUUAACGAGCCGAAUUUCGUCUUCGCCGACGUGGUCCGAGAGCGCCCGGACGGCGUGGACAGCGGGGACGACAGGGUCUACUUCUUCUUCACCGAGGUGUCCGUGGAGUACGAGUUUGUCUUCAAGCUGCUGAUCCCCCGGGUGGCGAGGGUGUGCAAGGGGGACCAGGGCGGCCUGCGGACCUUACAGAAGAAGUGGACGUCCUUCCUGAAGGCCAGGCUCAUCUGCUCCAGGCCGGACAGCAACCUGGUCUUCAACGUGCUGCAGGCUGUCUUUGUCCUCAGGUCCCCGGACCUGAAGGAGCCCGUGUUCUACGGGGUCUUCACCCCACAGCUGAACAACGUGGGGCUGUCGGCCGUGUGCGCCUACAACCUGUCCACGGCCGAGACGGUCUUCUCCCGCGGGAAGUACAUGCAGAGCGCCACCGUGGAGCAGUCCCACACCAAGUGGGUGCGCUACAACGGGGCAGUGCCCACGCCGCGGCCUGGGGCGUGCAUCAACCUCGAGGCACGGGCCGCCAACUUCUCCAGCUCCCUGGGUCUGCCGGACAAGACCCUGCAGUUCGUCAAGGACCACCCUCUGAUGGACGGCUCCGUGACCCCGAUAGACAACAGGCCCCGGCUGAUCAAAAGCAACGUGAACUACACGCAGAUCGUGGUGGACAGGACCCGGGCCCUGGACGGGACCGUCUACGACGUCAUGUUUCUCAGCACAGACCGGGGCGCCCUGCACAAAGCUGUCAACCUCGAGAACGACGCCCACAUCAUCGAGGAGACCCAGCUUUUCCAGGACCUCGAGCCCGUGCAGACGCUGCUGCUGAAUUCUGAGAAGCCGCAGGGCGGGAGGUUCGUGUAUGCGGGCUCCAGCUCGGGCGUGGUGCAGGCGCCCGUGGCCUUCUGCGGGAAGCACGGCACGUGUGAGGACUGCGUGCUCGCCCGGGACCCCUACUGCGCAUGGAGCCGGGCGGCCGCGGCCUGUGUGGCCCUGCACCUGCACCUGCGCCAGCCGGACGGCCCCAGCAGCACUUUGAUCCAGGAGAUGAGUGGAGACACGUCCGCCUGCCCUGCCUCAUCUCUGCCCUUCCCUCCUCCGGGGUCCUCCUCCCUGUCCUGUCGGGGCCCCGGCUCAUCUUCCUCUCCCCGAAGCCCCUGGCCGGCCUCGGCCGCGGGGCCUGACGGCCUGCCGGUCGCCUUGCUGCCGCCCUUCCUGAGCGACCAGGCCCAGCACGUGCACGCCCUGGGGACCUUCCACCUCUUCUGCCAGGCCACAGGGCCCGCAGACGUCCACUUCGUCUGGGAGAAGAAUGGCCGAGAACUGGAGACGUGCGUCCCCACGCAGAGCCACGCGCUGCCCGACGGCAGGGCCCACGCGCUCAGCUGGCUGCGAGAUGCCAUCAGCGAGAGCGCCACGUACCGCUGCUCCGUCCUGUCGGCCGCGGGCAACAGGACCUCCCGGGUGCGGGUGACCGUCGUGAGGUCCGAGGCGAGCCACCAGGAGCAGUGGACCCAAGAGCUGGCCACCUGGAAGGCUGUGGCCGGGGAGCACAACCGCCUGAUGCACAGCUGGAGGAAGGCGUGGGAGAGCUGUGACAAGGGUGACCUUUAGGCCCAGGACACCGCCACCGGGGAGGCCACCUUGCCUGAGGCGUGGACACACCCCAACUUCCUUCCUGUGACAGUGGUCAGACCUGUGUAAAGUUGGGUGCUUACGUGGCACAGAAGGCUCCGGCAGAAACAGGCAGCCAGGCCCCGGCGGGCAGAGGGGGGAGCGCGUGACGGCUUCUCUCCCAGAAACGCUGCUGCUGCGCUGCCCGGUCACUCUGGUGCCGGAGCCACCUCCUGGUUCCGGCUGCUGCCGGCCACCUUCCCCCGGGGCCGCCCUGGGAAGUGCUUUGGGACCCGAGCUGGCAGGACACGCAGCAGCCAGCCCAAGCGCGUCAGCGUGAAGCCCAAGGCCGCGCAGCCUGACCGCGCGAUACCUCUACGUAGGGAAUGACAGCUCUUCACGGAAUGCGCGAACCAGAAAACCAAAGCCCCGCUUCAGAGCAGACGGGAGCUCCCUGUGACCCCGCACACGGACGUCGCCUGCGGCCAGAACCCUGGUUACGAAGCCGCACACGUGUCCCACCCACGCCGUCACAGCGUUUUCUGUGGAAGGCCGUGAGCAUGCUUCCCCACGGGGUGCCCCAGCCCCCCGGCCGCUGUAGUCGGAGCGCUCUCGUGCCCACAGAAAGCGGCACGCCACCCCGGGGAGGACUCUGGUGGGAAACACGGUUUGGAGGCAGCGUCUGGUCCUCUGCGCUGGUGAGAAGAAUAAAACUAAACGGGGUGAGGUAUCUGCACGGGA
This is a messenger RNA of Suricata suricatta (meerkat), 3042 nucleotides long. It is a transcript of the gene SEMA4D, whose product is annotated as semaphorin 4D. The record is from RefSeq and is a predicted model, not a curated record. The coding region runs from base 88 to 2301 and encodes 737 amino acids. Gene Ontology annotation, biological process: ossification involved in bone maturation; neural crest cell migration; semaphorin-plexin signaling pathway. Lineage: Eukaryota; Metazoa; Chordata; Mammalia; Carnivora; Herpestidae. Gene Ontology annotation, molecular function: chemorepellent activity; semaphorin receptor binding. The transcript is spliced from 17 exons.